AUGAUGCCUAGCUGCGACCGUCCCUGUGGCUGCAGCCGUGGCCCCAACGUGGAAGAUGGCAAGUGGUAUGGGGUCCGCUCCUAUCUGCACCUCUUCUAUGAGGACUGUGCAGGUACCGCCCUCAGCGAUGACCCCGAGGGGCCUCCUAUCCUGUGCCCCCGCCGACCCUGGCCCUCACUGUGCUGGAAGAUCAGCCUGUCCUCCGGGACCCUGCUUCUGCUGCUGGGCGUGGCGGCCCUAACCACUGGCUAUGCAGUGCCCCCCAAGCUGGAAGGCAUCGGAGAGGGUGAGUUCCUGGUGUUGGAUCAGCGGGCAGCCGACUACAACCAGGCCCUGGGCACCUGCCGCCUGGCUGGUACGGCGCUCUGCGUGGCGGCUGGAGUCCUGCUGGCCAUCUGCCUGUUCUGGGCCAUGACGGGCUGGCUGAGCCAGGACACCAAGGCAGAACCCUUGGACACCGAAGCUGACAGCCAUGUGGAGGUCUUCGGGGACGAGCCCGAGCAGCAGCUGUCCCCCAUCUUCCGUGAUGCCAGUGGCCAGUCUUGGUUCUCGCCGCCCGCCAGCCCCUUUGGGCAAUCCUCUGUGCAGACCAUCCAGCCCAAGCGGGACUCUUGAGCUGCCCACAUGGCCAGAGGAGGCGCCAGACCUGGAGUCUGGACCCUUCCUCCUCCCCAUCACACCCCGCCCUCCCCUUGUCUCCCUAACUUCUCCCUUU
Messenger RNA from Ceratotherium simum simum (southern white rhinoceros), 715 nucleotides. It is a transcript of the gene NRSN2, whose product is annotated as neurensin 2. NCBI's taxonomy places the organism in Eukaryota, Metazoa, Chordata, Mammalia, Perissodactyla, Rhinocerotidae. The record is from RefSeq and is a predicted model, not a curated record. Gene Ontology annotation, cellular component: neuronal cell body; neuron projection; transport vesicle. Gene Ontology annotation, biological process: nervous system development.